Clonostachys byssicola is the source of this 348-nucleotide messenger RNA. NCBI's taxonomy places the organism in Eukaryota, Fungi, Ascomycota, Sordariomycetes, Hypocreales, Bionectriaceae. The record is from the annotation of a GenBank genome assembly.
AUGUCGGACGAAAACCGCCCCAUCACACCCCCGAUCGGCAGAUCUGUCGUCAACGGCGAAACGGUGCCAGUCUUCCAGCGGGACAACGCAUUCCCUAAGUCCGACUGGGAUGCGAGCCGGCCAAUGUACAUGUUUUGCCGGGAUUGGUAUGACCUAAUGAACGGCGUGGAUCCAGACGAGGAGGACAAGAAUCCAAGUGAGGAGAAGAAUACAAGUGACGAAGAGAAGGCACGGGCAUACUUUGUGAUCAAGAAGAGGUGGGUUCGCAGGAGAAUCUGGCUCGCGGAAUGGACCAGGACCCUCCUCCCAGGAAUGCUGUGGGGUCAUCAGCUGGUGGAGAAGAAUUAG